Molecule: messenger RNA, 477 nt
Organism: Adineta ricciae
Lineage: Eukaryota; Metazoa; Rotifera; Eurotatoria; Adinetida; Adinetidae
Source: the annotation of a GenBank genome assembly
AUGCGUCGAUCUAGUAUGACCGAUCGAUCAUCGAUCACGAAUUUAGCUUUGGCUUAUCCAUGGACAAAGACAACUGAAGAUGCGACGAGUUUCUAUAAAGUAGACGAGACUAAAGGUCUAACCGAAGCGCGAGCUAGAGAAGACCUUGAGAAAUAUGGACCUAACGAAUUACCUGCUGAGGAAGCCUUAUUCGAAGAACACAAAGAAGACGAAAGUGUCAUAACAGCUUUUGUUGAGCCACUUGUCAUUCUCCUUAUUCUUAUUGCCAAUGCAGCUGUUGGUGUCUGGCAAGAACGAAACGCUGAGAGUGCCAUCGAAGCGUUGAAAGAGUACGAACCAGAAAUAGCAAAAGUUGUUCGACAGAAUCGACCUGGUCAAAUCCAACGGAUCAAAGCAAGAGAACUCGUACCUGGUGACAUCGUUGAAGUUGCUGUUGGAGACAAAGUACCANUAUCAUCCAGAAAAAAAAAAGAAUGA